Rubroshorea leprosula is the source of this 882-nucleotide messenger RNA. Lineage: Eukaryota; Viridiplantae; Streptophyta; Magnoliopsida; Malvales; Dipterocarpaceae. The record is from the annotation of a GenBank genome assembly.
ACGUUGAGUACUAAAACCCCAACUCUCGAUUCUCUCCUUCACUCUACGGGAAAGCCUUCGGCGGCGAAGAAGAGAAACCCGAAUUUAGCUUUCUCUGCAGUAAACCAAGGGAGAAAAAAUGGGUUUCUUUUCUUUCCUCGGGAGAGUCCUUUUCGCUUCUCUCUUCAUCCUGUCCGCCUGGCAAAUGUUUAAUGAAUUUGGGCCUGAUGGUGGGCCUGCGGCAAAGGAGUUGAUACCGAAGCUUACUCUUGUUAAGAAACAUGUAUCUGCCCAACUCAAACUGAAACUGCCAGAUAUUGAUGUGAAGCAGGUAGUUGCAACUGCAAUUGCUUUGAAAGGACUGGGAGGCAUUUUAUUCGUAUUUGGCCAAACUUUUGGAGCAUAUCUUCUGCUUGUUUACUUGGCGUUAAGCACUCCACUUCUGUAUGAUUUCUACAACUAUAGCUCCAGUGACCCUAAAUUUCAGGGUCUCUUGUGCAAUUUCUUGCAUAGUGUUGCACUGUUUGGUGCAUUGCUUUUCUUCUGGGGAAUGAAGAACUCUAUGUCAAAGAGGCAACUGAAAAAGAAGCCUGCCACCAAGACAACAAAAGCAGCUUAGAUAUUAUUUAAGGAACAAAAUGUUCACGUAGGCCAACAGUCAAGUAAUGCUGCUAUUUGGUGGCUGGCAUUAUUUUGUGGAUCCAUCCGUGCCAAGUUUGCUCCUGCCCUUGUACUGUUGUUAUUUUGAUUGUUUAUUAGGUGACUGAACUUGGGUUGCGCUUGCCCCUUGUUUAUUUAUUUCUUGGUCAGAUUUAAUUUUGAGCUUGAAACGUUAGGAUUAGACUUCAGAUGUCUUUUAUAUUUUCUGGCAGUCCAUAUAAAAUCACAAAAGCAGUUUAUUUC